AAAGGAUGAAAAGCAGAAAGCACGAAGAUUCUUUAACACAAUCAGACUCCACAAAAAAAAAAAAAAUCUGAAUUGACCCAGAAAAAUGAAGAACUGUAUCGUUGUCGGAUGCAAAAGAACAUUUACAAAUGUAGGGCAAAGGAUGCAUCAACUAUGAUUGCCAAAUUGCGUCGUGAGUGUAGGAUAAUGGUCCACAAGGGUUCAAGGAAUGGACUCGACCGUCUAUUAAUGCAUCUAUCUGAAACGGAGAAACAGGUUGUCAAAAUGUUUAUUGCCAAGGCAGCAAUAGAUCCGGCGCAUGACAAACACCGUCGCACAAUGCGAUUCGAACACUCCUUCCUAAUUCAGUGUGCCAUUCUCAGAAUUAAAAGUCACACAGUAUAUGUACAUCUAAGAGCGAAUGGAUUGCUCCCCCUCCAAAGUCUUUCUACUAUGAGGAGGUUAUUAAGCUCCGCGGAGUGCAAGUUCGGAUUCAAUUCACUUGCGUUAGAGCAUAUAUUGGAGGCAUCGAAAGGAUUGCAACCAUUCGAACGCUGGGGCACACUGAUGUGGGAUGAAAUUUCUAUAACCAAAGACAUGAGAUUCGAUACUAGAAGUCUUAAGUGGAAAGGCAUCGUCGACUAUGCCGGGGAGACUACCAUCAUGGUUCCAAAUGGACUUGCUGAUCACGUAUUGAUGUUCGUCUUCAGGCCAUUUCUGCAAGGUUGGAUCCAGCCAUUUGCGUGGUUUGGCACUAAAGGUGGUGCUCCCGGUGUAGUAUUACUAGAACUCGUUACGAAAAGUAUUGUACGUCUUUUCAAUGCUGGGGCUAUCGUGAAAGCGUGCAUCUGCGAUGGGUUUUCAACCAACAAAUCGCUGUAUGAAAAAAUGCUAAAAUGUCAAAACUCGCUUAAUACUUAUUUACUGUUUCGUACUCUUUAAGGAAUUCUACCUCGUGCAAGUUGUUGAAAAAAAACGAUAAUAUAUAUGAUA
This is a messenger RNA of Daphnia magna, 972 nucleotides long. RefSeq lists its product as uncharacterized. Bases 109 to 921 code for a protein of 270 amino acids. The transcript is spliced from 3 exons. NCBI's taxonomy places the organism in Eukaryota, Metazoa, Arthropoda, Branchiopoda, Diplostraca, Daphniidae. The record is from RefSeq and is a predicted model, not a curated record.